UUAGGCAGAAGGUCCUUCAGCAGACAUCUCUUCAGCAGCACAAUGUGGAAGAUGGACAGAGCAGCCUCUGUAACGAUCCUCAUCAUCCUUCUGUGUGCCAUUGCUGCACAGGGUAUUCCAAUCCCAGGAGCACAAGGACGGUGCCAGUGCAUUCAGACCAGCUCUGAUGUUAUUUGUCCGAAGUUCAUCCAGAGCUUGAAAUAUAUUCCCAGAGGAUCUCACUGUGAGAAUACAGAGAUAAUCGUCACCCUGAAAAAUAAGAAGAAAGUGUGUGUGGAUCCUGAUGCCAAGUGGGUGGAGGUUCUCAUCACAGCCAAGAAAGGUGGCAAACAUCACAUUUCAAAACCACGAAGGUGCAAGUUGAGGGAAUCACUUCCAUCCUGAAUUAUCUGACGGGGAAUGAAGGAAGAUCAGCCCUGGGUGUUAACUCUGUGAAAUCAUCUUCAAAUGGUUCAUUUCAGUGUCUCCUCUACGUUGUCUUUGGAGAAUGAUCUUGGUGUUCCUCCCUAUCACAGGACAUGUUUACACCCUGUCAUAUUACCUAUUUACAUUUGAAGAAACCACCUGAUGUUUGCGUUAAACUUUGUGCCAAGUUCGAAGUUUCUCUUGACAUCUGUGGUAAUUAUGGUAGACCCUGGACUUGUAAAGCCUAUAGAAAAGACAAAAUGAGAUUGUUGUUAAGACUUUAAUGUUAGCAAUGAGAGUGGGAGAUGAUGAUGAUGUUAGAAUAACUUCAUUCAUUAAUUACCAUGGAUCAUUGUUCAAAAGGAAUGGUCCAUAAGAGAAGCCAGUGAUGGGGUGGUGGACUGUGCUCUCUGCCAUCCCUGAAAUUAAGGCUGGAGGACCCUGAAAUAAAAUUCACACAUUGUUCACAUCCCCUCCCCCGUCCCCUGCCGCUCUCACUCUCGCUAAUGAACCGAGCUGCUGGCAUCAAAAAGUAACACUGCCAAUGACUUAAAAGCAAUUUGUUAUCACACACUGUCUUCUCAAGUCCAUGUAAUUUACCAGAAAUGAGAGGGGAUAAGUUGGUCUGAGUACAAAGAAUAAUUAUUUUUGGUUAUUUCAUUAGAAUGAUCUGGGUUAGAAUGGUGAAGG
Pristis pectinata (smalltooth sawfish) is the source of this 1095-nucleotide messenger RNA. RefSeq names its product interleukin-8-like. The coding region runs from base 43 to 384 and encodes 113 amino acids. Gene Ontology annotation, biological process: antimicrobial humoral immune response mediated by antimicrobial peptide; cellular response to lipopolysaccharide; chemokine-mediated signaling pathway. Gene Ontology annotation, molecular function: chemokine activity; CXCR chemokine receptor binding. Lineage: Eukaryota; Metazoa; Chordata; Chondrichthyes; Rhinopristiformes; Pristidae. Gene Ontology annotation, cellular component: extracellular region. The transcript is spliced from 4 exons. The record is from RefSeq and is a predicted model, not a curated record.